AUGAUACCCAUCCAACUCACUGUCUUCUUCAUGGUCAUCUAUGCGCUUGAGUCCUUGACAAUAAUUGUGCAGAGUAGCCUAAUUGUUGCAGUGCUGGGCAGAGAGUGGAUGCGGAUCAAAAGGAUGUCACCUGUGGACAUGGUUUUCAUCAGCCUGGGUUUCUGCCGCUUCUGCCAGCAGUGGUCAUCGGUGCUGUACAAUUUUUGCUCCUAUUUCAACCCUAACACCACAUUUUGGUACAUAUCAAUCAUCUGGGAAUUUACUAAUACUCUUACGUUCUGGUUAACCAGCUUGCUUGCUAUUGUCUACUGUGUCAAAGUCUCUUCCUUCACCCACCCCGUCUUUCUCUGGCUGAAGUGGAGAAUUUUGAGGUUGAUUCCCCAGCUACUGCUGGGCUCUCUGCUGAUUUCUUGUGUGGCAAUCAUCUUUUCAGUCAUUAGGAGUCGCAUCAAAUUUCAGUUAAUCUCCAUGAUGCAUUUGCCUGGAAACAACACUGUGACUGAGAGAAUUAAGAAGCUUCUGCAGAAUUUGUUGAUAUUUCAGCAACUGGUGUUGUUGGUUAUUCCUUUCCUCCUAUUCCUGGCCUCCACCAUCUCGCUCAUAGCCUCAUUGUGCCAACACUUGGGGCAGAUACAACGUCACAACAUUGGCCACUGCAACUCCAGCUUGAAAGCUCACUUUAGUGCCUUGAGGUAUCUUGCCUUCUUCCUCAUCUUCUUCACCUCUUACUUUCUGGCCAUAUUUAUCACCAUAGUAGACAAUCCGUUUAAUAGGAGACAUUGGUUCUGGGCCUGGGAAACUGUCAUCUAUGCUGUGGUCUCUAUUCACUCCACUUUACUGAUGAUGAGCAGCCCUAAAUUGAAAAAGGUUUUAAAGGUAAGGUGCUGGGGCCUAGAGACUGCCUGA
Pteropus alecto (black flying fox) is the source of this 906-nucleotide messenger RNA. It is a transcript of the gene TAS2R16, whose product is annotated as taste 2 receptor member 16. Gene Ontology annotation, molecular function: G protein-coupled receptor activity; bitter taste receptor activity. Lineage: Eukaryota; Metazoa; Chordata; Mammalia; Chiroptera; Pteropodidae. The record is from RefSeq and is a predicted model, not a curated record. Gene Ontology annotation, biological process: detection of chemical stimulus involved in sensory perception of bitter taste; sensory perception of taste; G protein-coupled receptor signaling pathway. The transcript has a single exon. Bases 1 to 906 code for a protein of 301 amino acids. Gene Ontology annotation, cellular component: membrane.